ACGGGUCCAAGAGGGCGGGUAAAGGCAUGACAUUGUUGGAGCAGCAGCACAACUUGCAGGUAGACCACAUAAAACCUGAUCAGAGCACCCAUCAGCAACUGCUUGGACUGGGACAAUGACACGAAUACUCCUACUGUGGCUUCUCUUUCUAAACGCCUCGCUCAAACCCUCAGAAAGCCACAAUCCAACCUUCGAGGUGGGGACGGACUAUGAGGUGGUUCGACCUGUCAGACUUCAUGCAGUAAGGAAAAGAAGCUCAGAGCAACACCGACCAGAGACAAUUAAAUAUGCAAUGACUGUUGGAGGAAAACACAUUCAUCUGCAACUUGAGAAAAAUAAUGAGUUACUAACCCAAGACUACACAGAAACCUACUACGAAGAAGAUGGAACUCGAGUCACCAUAAGCCCAAAUGACGUGGAUCACUGCUACUACCAUGGAAAGAUUGUGAAUGACAGUGAGUCAUCUGUUAGCAUCAGUACGUGUCAUGGACUAAGGGGUUACUUCAGGACAGCUGCCCAGAGGUACCUAAUAGAGCCUCUCUCUCCUGACGAUAACGGCGACCAUGCUGUGACAACUGUUAACGACAAGACCUUCACGCCUGCAGUGUGUGGCGUUACCAACACCUCCUGGAGCAAUGACACAGAACCUCCAACAGGCCGGAGCCGGUCCAGAUCUGGGGGUAUUUCUAUUCUCCAGCAGCAGAAAUAUAUUGAGCUUGUUCUUGUAGCUGAUAAUCGAGCGUACAUAAAGAUGAACAGAGAUCUGACCAAGAUGAGACAGAGGAUAUUUGAAAUCGUCAACUUUGUCAACAUGGCAUACAAACCCCUAAAUACCUUCAUCGCUCUGGUGGGACUGGAAAUCUGGUCUACAAAUGACUUGAUCUCUGUUACCAACCCUGCUGGAGCCAACCUGAAUGCCUUCAUGACAUGGAGAAACUCCGAGUUGGUGAAAAGGACAAAACAUGACAACGCACACCUCAUCAGUGGGAUAGACUUUGAAGGAGCAACAGUGGGUCUGGCUUUCAUCGGGACUCUCUGCACUGACAACUCAGUCGGGGUAGUACAGGAUCACAAUAACCAAGCUAUUGCAGUAGGAGCCACUCUGGCCCAUGAGAUGGGCCACAACCUGGGCAUGGGCCAUGACGACUCCAGUGCCUGUGCUUGUUCUGGGGACAGCUGCAUCAUGGCUGCAGCCCUCAGCUGGAAUAUUCCACGCACAUUCAGUAGCUGCAGCACCAUCAACUACGAAAGGUACCUGACAAACCGUAACCCCAGCUGCAUCUUGAACAAACCAGACUACAUGAAGAUUAUGGCUCCUGCAGUCUGUGGGAACGGCUUUUUGGAAAAAGGAGAGCAGUGUGAUUGUGGCACUGUGCAGGAAUGCAGCAACCCAUGCUGCAAUGCCACCACAUGCACCCUGACAGCAGGUUCUCAGUGUGCUGAAGGCGAGUGCUGUGACAACUGUAAGAUCCAGCCUCGGUCCAAGGAGUGCCGCAGGAAGCAGGAUGACUGCGAUCUGGCAGAGUACUGCGACGGGAAGAGCGCCACCUGUCCUGAAGAUGUGUUCGCUGUGAAUGGAAUCCCGUGUGAAAAGGGUUUAGGAUACUGCUACAAUGGCCAGUGUCCACAGAGGUCAAACCAGUGCAUUAAGCUCUAUGGGACCACUGCCACUGAGGCCCCUUCAUCCUGCUACGAAACCAUCAACACCAGAGGAUUGUACUACGGCUUCUGCAGACGUCUCUCCAAUUCCCAGUUCAUCCCCUGCCAGGCACAAGAUGUUUUGUGUGGGAAGCUCUAUUGCCAUGGUGGCAAUAAUGAACCAAACUACGGCCGUGCGGUCUCAGUCGGGACCUGCAAGGGAUCUUUCUUUGGAGACUACACCAAAGACUACGGGCAGGUGGAUGAAGGCUCUGUAUGUGGAGAUGGAAAGGUGUGCAGCCAGAAUCAGUGCAUGGAUCUUGAAAGUGCUUACAGAAACACAAACUGUUCAGCAAAAUGCCAGGGCAACGCAGUGUGCAAUCACAGGAGUGAGUGUCAGUGCAUUCCUGGUUGGUUGCCUCCUAACUGCGAAGCAAAGGAUGACGCUUUCAGUAGUCUUUCAACCGGAGCAACCAUUGCAAUCUCCAUGGCUGUUAUUCUGGUGGUCCUCGGCCUUGUUUUUGGUGCUGUGGGGUUCAUGUGGAGGAAGAAACACAGUCCCACUCUGCCAGUUUCGCAGAUGUACAGGAAGCCACCACCAGCCAGCAGCUCUGCUCCACAUAUCAACCAAAACCACACCAUCAGUCAGCCCAUGCCGCUAAGACAGGCACCAAAACUGAAGCCCAAAGGGACUCCACCUCCACCACCUCCAGCAGGGAACCGACCCAAACCACCGAGCCAGAACUACAUAGCUGCACGCCAGGCUCUGAGACCUGUACCUCCACCAAAGGUCUGACGUGCAGCACAGUGCCAAGUGUUAGUAAGCCCAGGGAGUCCUUCCUUAUGGUCUUCAACAAAAGGCUGCUGGCUGUCCACAGAAACAGAAGUCCUGUCUCCAUGGUCUCCUGCAUUUCUAAACUGCAGCACCUGAGCCUUAACAAAAAGUACAAACUGAACUCUGUUAAUGUGUGGCAUCUACGAUGGAAUUCACAGGGAUUCACUUUAUGUUUUGAUAUGGCACAUUUCUAUAUAAACUCGCCCUGAAUGUAAUAAAUGCAUAUUAUUUUGUAACCUUGUUGGGACAAAGCAGCUUUUAGCAUCAGUGUUCUAUCAGUUUCUAUGUCACCCCUCUGGAAACCCCUGAUGGUGGAAUGUUUGUGGAAUCGGCCCAGGUUUGAAGGUGAGGCGGUGGUUCGCAACAAUGCUCUGCAAAAUGCUGCAUGCUUGGAUUUCAUGUUCAAUAUCAAGCCAUGGCUAUGUUAGGAAAACUGUGAAAUGUGAUUAUGAUUUUUAGAUUUAUAUUAUAUUUACGGUCAUUUUAAAGUACAAGCUGCAUUUUUUUUAAAUACCUUUACUCAUGUUUACACCAAAGUACACCAAAUCAUUAAAUGUCUGCUGGUCAUUUAACAUGAUUUCCAGGUGAAUAAAUAACUAUUAGAGGUAGACUAAACGAAA
Molecule: messenger RNA, 3093 nt
Organism: Girardinichthys multiradiatus
Lineage: Eukaryota; Metazoa; Chordata; Actinopteri; Cyprinodontiformes; Goodeidae
Gene: adam28
Product: ADAM metallopeptidase domain 28
Exons: 22
Coding region: 116-2434 (772 amino acids)
Biological process (GO): proteolysis
Cellular component (GO): plasma membrane
Molecular function (GO): metalloendopeptidase activity
Source: RefSeq, a predicted model, not a curated record